Molecule: messenger RNA, 4623 nt
Organism: Branchiostoma floridae (Florida lancelet)
Lineage: Eukaryota; Metazoa; Chordata; Leptocardii; Amphioxiformes; Branchiostomatidae
Product: TBC1 domain family member 30-like
Exons: 12
Coding region: 119-3100 (993 amino acids)
Cellular component (GO): endoplasmic reticulum
Source: RefSeq, a predicted model, not a curated record
UGUCAGUGCAGUGUGUUCUUCUAAUUCUAUGUCGUCACAAUAGACGUGCCCCCAGCUGUGCCGGAACAAGUUUGCAUAAAUUAUGUUGAUUAGGUAAACAGGUGGCCAGCAUGGCAAGAUGGCGGACCCUCCAAACUCCGAGUUCUCGACAACAGACAUGGAAGAAGACGAGGACAGCGACUUGGAGGAAGGUUUGCAGGAGUUGCCGCUGCGGAGGAGGGAGAGUGCGCGGUCCUACAACAGUUCGGGGUCCGAUUGGAGCCUGAGCACGGUCCGGAGUAACUUCGGGGAAUGGCUUCUGCGGGAGGAAAGUGACGACAGAGGGGGAGGGCUGCGGGGGUUGCUAGACCAGGACCGCCCGUCCCUGAUCGACGGGCUGCUAUGCGAGCUGUACGAUCGGGUCCCGUACGGGCUGGGACGGGACAGUCUGGACAGCGACACGUACACGGAGUACUCGUCCACGUCCGAGGUGCACUGUGCCGGGACACGCUCCGAACAGGAGUUAGAGCCCUCCCACCUCACGUACACGUCACGGGUGCAGAGUGCUUGUCUACGAGAAAAGGAAGUGAAGGAGCUGCGUCAGAUGGUUGAGGAGCUGAGCAGGCGGACCAACAUGAUCUCCCAGAAACUGGUCCGUCAGCUGAAGAGGCGGGACCGCAGGAAGAGCAAACUGCAGAAGAACUGCGACAUCCUGACGGCCAUCCUACAGGCUGUGUCUGAAAAGAGAAGAAUUGACACAAGAAUGAAGUUCAGCAUAGAGCCCAUGCCUGGCAAGAAAGGCUUCAGACAGUGGUUUGAUGCCAUGAAGGCUGUUGUGCGUCUCCCCCAUGGCCUUCCCAGCGAGUGGCGGAAAAGGGUGUGGCUGUGUCUGGCUGAUAAGCACAUCCAGAACCUGCAGCUGGACUGGGACAAGAUGUGUCGACUGGCCUUCAACGAGCGCAGCAACCCUGACGACGAUAAACUCGGCGUUCAAAUUGUCAAGGACCUCCACAGAACGGGGUGCAGUGGAUUCUGUGCAGAGCAGGACAGGGUGGUGCUGAAGAGAGUCCUGCUGGCCUACGCUCGCUGGAACAAGUCUGUGGGGUACUGCCAGGGGUUCAACGUCCUCGCUGCUCUCAUCCUGGAGGUCGUGGAGAGGGUGGAGGAGGAUGCUCUCAAGGUGAUGAUCUACCUGAUUGACUACGUGCUGCCGGAUAGCUUCUUUGCCAACAACCUGCGUGCCUUGUCUGUGGAUAUGGCAGUGUUCAGGGAGCUGCUCAGGAUACGGCUGCCUGACCUAUCUAAACAUCUGGAUGACUUACAGAAAAGGGCCAACUCUAACCCUCAAGGGAACUAUGAGCCUCCCCUGACCAACGUGUUUGUGAUGCAAUGGUUCCUGACUCUGUUUGCAACCUGCCUGCCCAAGUCUACAGUGCUCAGGGUGUGGGACUCUGUCUUCUUCGAGGGGUCGGAGAUUCUGCUGAGGACAGCCCUGGCUAUCUGGGCCAAACUGGGAGACCGCCUGAGGGACCUGGACUCUGCAGACCAGUUCUACGGCACCAUGGCCAUGUUGUGUCAGGAGAUGCUCAUGAUGAACCUCAUCGACCCCAAUGAACUUGUGCAGACUGUGUACAGUUUGGCGCCGUUUCCCUUCCCCGGUUUGGACGAACUGCGAGAGAAGUACACUUACAACAUCACACCGUUCUCCCCGCUGGGUACAGACAAGGCCAAGAAGGCCAUGAAGAUGGCCACUAACAGUGAUGAGGAGGUGGAACUGGACGAGGAUGAUCUAGCCAUGGCUAUUGGCUGCUUUGGAGGGAUCUUCCCUCCAGAAACUUCACCCAAGAAAAAGGAGGGAGAACAGAAGCCAGUGAGCGACAUGCGGGAGGUGAGCCCGGGAGCGUACUCGAGCCGUACGGAGCAUAUCGAGAUGACCCGCACGGCUCUGAUGGAGCGAAUGUCCACUGAUAUCACUGCGCUCAAGAAGCAGUACAUGCGUAUCCGCCAGAAGCAACAGAGAACACACCUCAUCUAUCCAAAACAGGGUAACGAAAACAAAAGUACAAGCACCCAUAAGUUCUCAGCCACUGCCAGGGACACACCCAUUGCCAUGAACCACCUGUACGUGGCCAGGAAGAUCGCCAGCAUCCAGGGGAAGACCAAGAGAAUAAAGGGGCCUGAGAUCCGCCCUGCUCCCCAGAAAGGGAGACAUCCGACCGAUGGCAGGAGGGAGGGCGUUAAAAAGGAGUCUGGGAACGAAGACUCCAGCGGCGGUGUCGAAAUCCAGAUCCAGUGGACGUCCUCAAUGGGAAGGUCAACGACUGAGCGUAGGAGCUCGGAGCACAGCGUGGAAUCCAGCGUGGGAAGCGAAGGGUCGGAAAACACGGGGUCCAAGGAGCGGGAGUCGGUGGACAGCAGGGAAGGGAGCGUGAUGUCCGACAGGACCGGUAUGGAGGAGAUACAGGAGGAAGGGAAAGAGAGCGAGGUGUGCGACACCUCCGACAGCGAACCUGAACUGAAAUCUGUGCCAGACCGAGAGCAAAACAACACCGUGGAGCAAAACAACACCGUCCUCUCGCCAAUCCAACCAUCCAGCGAGGACGAGACUCAUGACUUUAUGGCCAGGGAAGUGGGCUCAGCAUGCGACAGCUCCAGCGAAAAUGACAGCACCGUGCCAACAGAAACGUGGAAACCUUUGAACACUGGGGAAACCGACGUCAGCUCCGCUGACACCAACAAGAAGAAGCAGCGUCCGACUGACCUUGACCUUGAAGCCAUCAGUAACUUCUCACCCAAAGACCCCUCCCCCUCCAGUACGUCUUCCAAUGAGAACCAGAGGCCUUCCAGUCCGACCAUUCCGGGAAUCAAGUCAACAAAGGCGCGGCCUGACAGCGCGGGAACGAAUACAGCCAAGUUCUAUCCCUUCCCGCGACCCAAACAGUUCAAGACGGCCAAGACAAAGAACGGCGUACAGUUGAGCUUGUACAAACAGACAGCGGAGAAUGAGACUGUCACCUCGCCAACUAAGGGACCCUUUCCAGUGAUCAAGAGGUCACAUAUCAACCAGUGUCUCCAGAGGCAGUACAUGGCCAGUGCUUCCAAGACCACCACCUACAGAUAGUCGUGGUGUACAUAUAGCUUAUACCUGAUAUUGUACAAUUGAGAUGUACAUUGAUUUGUGGGCAUUUGAUGCAGACCUUUUCAAAUGUAUUAAAGACAAGCUUACUUUUUCGUUGAGAUGACAGUAAUGAGGACCACUGACUGUAGAGUUGUGGUCACGUGAUGCUGAAAAAUGUAGAUCAGCUGUAGUCUUCUUCUCACUGUAGAGGUGUUCUGGCAUAUGGAUAGUUCUUCAACAUGCUUUACUAAUCAUAAUUCUCAACAGUUUUGUUUAGGCUCAUGCCUGUCAAACUCAAUGAGAUAAGAACUGUUGAUUCAAAUUGAUGAUGUUUCAAAAUCUCUUUUGGUGUAAAGAACAUACAAAGGACACAAACACUAUAUCUGAACACAUAGUUGGCUGCCCGCUUCAUUUAAAAAAUACUUGGAGACAUGUGCAACAAGAAUGCUGUACUUGAUGCACUGGUAGUUAGGGAAAUAGUACUGUAUUUGUCUAGUGAUUUCCUUUUUGACACAGACAUAUGUGCCAUAGCUAACAUCACUGUUCUAUGAGGUUGCCAAUGUAUGAAGGGCUGAACUCUUCCAUUCCAUGGUUUCAUCAGCUAAUACAGUGCAAUUGGUGAUAUGAAUGUCAACAAAUAACUUUUAAAGUCUGAUCUCUGACUUAAAAGAUUAGACUAUUGCAAGUUUUCUUAUUUUGCAAUAUGUCGAUUUGAUUCAUUUGUUUGCUUCAUGUACAUUUAAUUUGAUAGAAUUUAAUUAUUAUACUAUCUUAUGCUUUCUUCAUUUUCUUUUGUUCAACUUUAAAGAGGCAAACCGAAUUUGUUGGAAACAAAGUUGAAGAGAACGUACAAUGUCAAUAUUGAUUUGAUUCUCAUACAAUUAGCAAUUGGAAAGAAGCUGUAAGUUUUUUUGACAAGGAUUUUCUUUAAGGUCUAGUCUUAAGAUUUGAUAUCAUGGUUGUAUUACAUAAUCAAGAUGCAAAUGAAGUUUCUAUGGAGAGAUGCAUAUGCUUCUCUUCUGACGAUAGUUUAGAUUUUGUGACGAAAAAGUUGUGAUGUGUUUGGUGGAACCACACAUUAGUUAGUAUAUGCUGUGCUAGAAUAGAUUCUAUGCUUUGCGGUAAUGGAGCAUACUGUAUAAACCUGUACAUUUUGCUAUUGUUAAGCAGAUUUAUGAUACACCAAUUCAAUUACGAUGUACAUAUUUCUUGUACAUUCAUAGAUAUGCUAUUAUAUGUAUUCAGGUUGGCAACGAAAGAAAGAUAUAUUUACGCCUAGCGUUACUUCAGGAUUAAGUUUAGAUUUAUUGCAUUAAAGGCGAUGAUUGAGGUUGCAAUGGGGGUGGUGCAAAACGGUAAUUUUUGGAAUUGCAUUGUAGAUAAUCAUGAAUUCUACAUGUAGCUGCUGAACAAAUGACGAAGAGAAGAUUUCUGUUGUACAUGUGCUAAUUAAGAAGACCCUACUGCAAUCAGGAGAAAAAUUAUGUUGAAAUCAGUUGAAAUGGCAAUAAAAGCUAUAUUCUGAA